This is a messenger RNA of Paramecium tetraurelia, 1812 nucleotides long. RefSeq lists its product as uncharacterized. The record is from RefSeq and is a predicted model, not a curated record. NCBI's taxonomy places the organism in Eukaryota, Ciliophora, Oligohymenophorea, Peniculida, Parameciidae. The transcript has 7 exons.
AUGUUAUUGAACAUCCAAUUACAUAUAUUAGAUUUGAUUUUGAGUAGUUUAACAUUUCAAGAAUUAAAAAGAAUAUAAUGGAUAGAUUCGUUUUUUGCCACCUAUAUUCCAAGCAUUAUUCUAAAGACUAAAAAUUAAAUUAGCAUAUCUAUUUUUGAUUACAAUAAAAGUUUGGGGUUGGACAAGUGGUUAAAAUUAGAAAAAUUGAGUUUAAUCAUUUCUACAACAAGUCUCUCUGAAUUGAAGCAGAUUUUGAAACAAAUCCCCUAAUCAGUGAAAAAAUUGAAGCUCUAGUUAAAUUAUGACUUGAUUAUUCAAGAAAGGUUCUAUUCCUACAUUUCCAAAUAUAUGGCAUAACUAACUGCGUUGAAAAUGAUUGCCACAGGGCCAAAUAUCAUUUAAACUAAGUAGAAUUUAGAUGCAAAGUUUUUACACAAUCACUUUUAUGAUAAGAUGAAGAAUCUUAAGACCCUUCACUUAGAUACAACGAAUCUGAGUAAGAUUACUAAUGAGUCGAUAUAAAAUUAUCUCUUUUUUGCCUUGUUUUAUAAGGAUGAAUUUUGUACUAGACAACCAACAAUUGAAAAAAUAUCUUUUGAUUAAUUGGCUGAUACGAAUCAAUUGGAGAGAGGGUAUUUGUUGCAGAGCAAUUUCUAAAUUAACACGACAAUAAAGAAAAUCUCUUUGAAAUAAUUUGAUUAAGCAUAACAAAUGAAUUUGUUGCUUCAUCUAUAAAAACUAAUGCAUUUGAUCGGAGAUCAAGUAUUAUCAAUCAAGUUAUGCCAACAUCUAAAUAUACACACAAUUAUUGAAGGAGAUAAGAUGACAGCAUUUCUAAAACAUUUUAAUAAUUUAAAAGUAUUUUCACUUAAUAUAUAUAAUAUUUCAUUUGAAAUACUGAAUUUUGAAUUGGAUGAAUUGGCAUAACUAAAUCUAAUAUCUCUUGGUUUGGCAAGCUUGAAGUAUCACCAAUCGCAUUUUGCAUCAUUAUUUUCUUUGCUUCCAAAUUUAAAGAUGCUGAAUCUAGACUUCACUUCAAUUGAUGAUGAAUGUCUUAAUAUAUUAGGUUGCUCAACACAGUAUACAUAGUUAAAGAUACGCGGAUGUCGGAAAUUGACUAAUGAAUCUCUGUUGCCAUUCUUAGAAAAGUAGAAGCACUUAACUCAGGUGGAUUUAAGAGGUGUGCUUGGAUUUAGUAAGAAGGCAUUUAGAUUAUUAACAAAGAACAAUGCUCUUUAAUAAUUAUCUAUAUCAGAUAAUAAAAUCAACAAUUCAGUAUUGGUUGAUCUCCUUCAUAAAAAUAGUGGAAACUUAAAACACAUAAACAUAGGUGAGUUGAUGAAUAAUUAAGGAUUGACAAAUGAUGUGUUUAAACAAGCAAAAUAAAGAAAUGUCUGUAUGUUGAACAUGUAGUCAGCGUCUAUUAACUUUACUGCUCAAAGUUUUUCUAUAAAAGUAGUUUGCGAUUUUCUAUAACUGGUACCUAAUGUUUAAGUCUUAUGCCUCAAAAUUAAUGUUUAGAAUAUUAUAUUUCUGAUAGAUCAAAUUUUAGAACAUGAUUCCAUAUGUUAAAGUUUGUAGAAGCUCACUCUAUCCUGUAAUGGUUAUUCCCAUUUGAAUGUGAGUUAAAGGGAAAUACAAAUCUUUCAGUCAUUCCGUGAAAAGGCAAUUAGAUUAGACACUUUGACUCUGAAUGUGAGCGAUGGGGGAAAUGAAGUUGGGAAGAUAUUCUUAAAUUGCAUUUCUAAAAAAACCAAAGGCCAUGAUAUCAGAUUGGUGUUGCCAUAAUAAAAUAUUUAAUACAUAAUCUGA